Eurypyga helias (sunbittern) is the source of this 235-nucleotide messenger RNA. RefSeq names its product insulin-like growth factor II. Gene Ontology annotation, molecular function: hormone activity. The annotation marks the transcript as partial. Lineage: Eukaryota; Metazoa; Chordata; Aves; Eurypygiformes; Eurypygidae. The record is from RefSeq and is a predicted model, not a curated record. The transcript is spliced from 2 exons. Gene Ontology annotation, cellular component: extracellular region.
AUGUCUCGCACUGCUGUUCCCACUGCCCUUGGUUACAACUGCAUCCUGAUCACACUGGAGCUCUGCCAGCACGUGCAGAGGAUGUGUGCGGCAAGGCGGAUGCUGCUGCUGCUGCUGGCUUUCCUGGCCUACGCGCUGGAUUCGGCUGCGGCGUACGGCACGGCGGAGACCCUCUGCGGCGGGGAGCUGGUGGACACGCUGCAGUUCGUCUGCGGGGACAGGGGCUUCUACUUCA